Notodromas monacha is the source of this 891-nucleotide messenger RNA. NCBI's taxonomy places the organism in Eukaryota, Metazoa, Arthropoda, Ostracoda, Podocopida, Cyprididae. The record is from the annotation of a GenBank genome assembly.
AUGCAAAUCAUCGACAGGAUUGCCGGGAAUUCUUCGGACCGUCGACGAAACGUCUACAUGCGGAACCAGUGGGCGUUCCCGUUCUCGUUCAAUGGCCGGAACUUGAACCCGGGUUUCUUCCGGGAAAACGAAGCCCAGACCCACCGAAUUCUUGCCUGGCUGAACCGGGAACUUGUUGCCAUUCGCUCGAUUGGGAUACGGAAUUUACCCUUGCGAUACGAUCCCGUGAUCUCUGUCACUUCCGAGGAGAUGGAUUCCCUGGGGGAUUUGCUCCGCCGCUUUCAUCUGUUGUCUGCGGAAAUGUUGUCGCAUUUGGCUCGGUUUGUGGGGACCCGAUUGGCUAGGCACUUUUUGCACGAGUUAUACGUGUUUGCGGAUUCGAGGUUCACGUUGGCGCAGUAUGACAGACAGGUGGAUUACUCGAGGACGAGUGAAGCCUAUCGCCUGUACGUGGAGAGUGUGAAAUUUUGUUUAUGCGCGAUGGGGCACGGCCAUGGUGCGAAUAUCCCAAAAGUGCCGGAUUACAAAGCCUUUGUUGUAGGAGAUCACACGCCUGAUCUCAGAGUGUUGCAGAGCCGUCUUGCCAUGCAUGGACUGAAGGAUCCGUGGAUAAGGAAUGAAGUCUUCAGAUUUGAUAUCACCAACUAUGGUGACCUCAGACAAAAGAGGAAAUCGGUCUACUUGAGAGGAAUGAGAACUGGUUUCAUCCUUGCCGGUGUCACAGUUGCCCUGGAAUACAUUUUCGGGGCCAGUGGUGGUCAUCAUUGAAGCCUUGGGCUGCUGUGUUGGAUCCUGGAGGUGCAAUUCUUGGUUCAUGGUUUAGUUGUGUACCAAAACCUUGUAUUUAGCUGUUUCCUGAUGGGGAGUAAAUCACGUGUUGUACACAUCGUC